This is a messenger RNA of Tetranychus urticae (two-spotted spider mite), 2528 nucleotides long. NCBI's taxonomy places the organism in Eukaryota, Metazoa, Arthropoda, Arachnida, Trombidiformes, Tetranychidae. The record is from RefSeq and is a predicted model, not a curated record.
UUCAAAUUUUACUAUUUCUGAUUUCUUUGUUUGUUUGCUUUAAAAUUCCAGGUGAAGCUCUUAUGAGCUCUAAUACCUCAAAUCUGACCACAAUAUGACCGCAAAAUCUGGUCAAAACAAGUCUUAAAUUUCAGCUCAAAAUUAAGUGCACAAAAGAAAGAGUCUCCAGUUUUCCUUUCUUUUCUACAUCUUAUCUUGAUUGUGACUGUUAAUCCUUUUGCCUUAGCAAAGGCUACAGUUACAAAUGGGGUAAAAGAGUUGUCUCGAGACAAUACUGUCUAGAGUGACAAAGAUGCCUAAAAAGUGGCGUCAUAGCUUUCUUAGCUUUAAUUAUUAGAUUUUGCCCAAAACACUAAAAUAGACAAACAAAGACAGAGAUUUCCUUUAUCUUUCUAAUUUUUCCCACCAAAAUUAAUCUCUUUGUGUUACAUUUCAUAUAAAAAAGAUAUCUUUAGAUAUUUUCAUUAGCUGUUUAAAAUUUGCUCAAAGCAAUCAGUUCAAUUGCUGUUAAACUUAACCUUAUUGUUCAAAGCUCUUUGAAGCUAUUUCUUAUUCUUGUAAAAGUUACAGUUUUCAUAUUCAUAGAUAAGUUAACCUCUAUUUCUUUAACUAAUUCAAGUCCAAUUCAGCUCUCAAGAAGAAUUCAAGUUUCCUUAUUCUGUGAAUCUAAUACAAGAUCUUAAACCUUCGCGGUACAAGGGUAAAGCUGCGAAUAAUCGUGUAACCAUAGCUAAAGCUAUCUAAUUCAUCUCUUUGAGAUCUCUAACUUCCGUAGUGCAAUUGCUGAACAAUUGGUCUAACAGCGAUUCGGUGUGAGUCCAUGAUGCGGACUUAAAACUUGUAGUGAAAGCAAGUUGUGCAGUCUUCUGGAAGUUCUGAACCUUUCCCGAGCAUAACCCUCUCACUAGCAUGACAACGAUAAGAAAAUUAAUCAUUUGCGCAAUUUUGUACGAAAUUGAGACGAAUCAAAUGUCUAUGAAAUUGGACCAAUAAAGAUCAAUUUUUAAGAUCAAUUUAAUAUAUGGAUUUAAUGAAAAGAUUUUGUGUAGUGUGUGAGUGUGUUACUUAGAGGUUACGACAGUUAAAUUUGACAAAAUGGCUGAGAAAGUUCGCUUUUUUAUUGAAAAUAUAAAGGAAAAUCUAUUAUGGCUCAUAGAUCCAGAAAAUAUUUCAGAAAUCGGAACAAUUAAAGUUAUUCAUUUGUUUGAAAAAUUGUUCAGUCUUUUUGUGAGUCGUCGAGGUGGACUACAGCAAACCUUGGAACAGCCAAUCAAGAUUAAAUUUCAUGUGAUAAAUUGGCUCACACGAUUUCUCAGCUUAUUCUUCAUGGUUCGUUUGUGUCUCUUCAUCUUUACCCACAAUAGUUAUCUUGAUUUGUUCUUAGGAAAUCCUUUUAGCAACAAGGAUGGCAAGCAAAAUGCUGUCCUACUGCACAUCUUUUUCAUGUGUGCAUACGUUUAUGGUUUGCGUGAGUACACUUUACGGCUAGAAGAAACUGGUCGACUAAAAAUUAUAAGAAUAAUUUUAAUGUUGGAGGAACGGGGUUUCAAUGCUGAAGAAUUGAAUAUGAACUAUCAUCGUUGUAAACAGUUCCAAAAAUGGUGUCAUUAUAUCUUUACUUACAACUUUAUGAGUAUUAUAUGUUCUUCUAGUUUGGUUAUAUUAAUUGACAUAUAUUCACGAUGUUCACAAGCCACUUAUCAGUUAUCUUUCAUCAUAGUUCAAGUGAUACAUGUGUUCGUUGAAGGAAUAACUCUUUUUUUGAUAGCUAUAAAUGGCAUUUGUUCAACUACUUACGUUUUAGUAAUCUUCAUUUUUUUCAUUAGACGCUUCAAUACAUUUAAUGAUUCAUUAGCGAAACUCAAUUUAAGAAGCUCUAUGAAUGAUUCUAUUUUAACUAAACUAAAUUAUCAGCUAACAGAACUUUUAAACAAUAUUGGCCAAUGGAAUAGCGAUUUCAAGUACUUGUUUCAAUAUUGUGUUAUAGCUAGCUCUUUUAUCAGUAAUUUUGCUUGUUUCGUUGGUUUUCUUUAUGGCUUUUCACCGGGCGCUAUGACAAGAACUGUGGCCAUUUUUGGCAUUUCGCAUCACAUGCUAGUUUUCAUUGGGACCUAUUUAGCCUCAACAAUCCAUUCUGAGUCCAUCAAGAUUCGAAGAUGCUAUUGCAAACUAUUGUCAAAAGGGAAACUUAAUGAAAUGAUAUUUCAAUUAAAAUCAAUAGAAAUUUUGGAUCGUCUUGAUAGCAAUACAAUUGGGAUUCACUUGGGUGAUUUCGGUAUUGUUAAACGAUCCAAUUGUAUCAUUUUAUUAUUGGAAAAUGCAAGCUUCCUCAUGCUUUUAUCAUGCAAUGUACGCUCAUUCAAUUGAUUCAGUCGGCAUGCUCAAAUCACCAAAAAUUGCUUCUUUCGAUGUAUUAAUGUGUUAUUACAUUGGUCCAAUAUAUUUUCUGGCAUAUUUGACGUUUGCAUGAGAAUUGAAAAAUUAAAUGAUGUUUCGAUAAUUUAAAUUAUUACAUUGAUUCGACUACC